UUGUACGGCGAGCGGCGUUCUGUUUUCUCACUCACGUGGAUUCGUUGUCUUUCAAGGUUGAAGUGACUGUAGACAUGAAAUUAUUCAGAAAACAUAUACUGUCAUUGCUGUAAUAAUGUACAAGUUUUUAGGAUCACCGGUAUUUAAAUUUUACUCUCGUGCGUGUUUAAAACACAGCCUGGUGUCGAGACUGCAGCUGUCAAGAUGUCAAGCGAUGGAGAUGCUUCUGCGGUCAUUUACUGAACAAUCUCAUACGAGUUACAGAUCAUCCAGGUGUGGGGUUUUACAUUUGAGAUGUUACAGCACUGAUCAGCGCCAGGAUAAGGAUCUGUACACAUUAGUGCAACCACAGAAAGAAGAGGAUUUUAUGUUUCUGGACUUUGCUGAACAAGUGGGCAAUGAACAUGAUGAACAACCCAAUCAUCUUCAUAUACACAAACCCACCGCAGAAGCAAAAGUGCAUAAAAAGACGAACACUGACAAGCUUAGAGGACUGGAAGUACAGCUAAGUCAUUUUAAAGAGCCUACAGUGAAGGAAGACUCGUGUAUUGAGUUUCACGAUGAAGGCUUUCCUAUGGAGGUACAAACUAAAUCAAAGAGAGUUAAAAAGCAACAGAAGAUCUAUGGGAGCCCUGAUGUGGAGAUGCCAGUCAGUGACACGUGUUGCUCUGGAUGCGGUGCACUCAUGCACUGCACUGACCCUGACAUCCCAGGUUACUUGCCAAGCGAGAAGUUCAAAGUUCUUGCAGAAGAAAAUAAACUGAAGAAGGCCAUAUGCCAGCGUUGCUACUUGAUCAACCACCACCAGAAGGCUUUGAACGUCACCAUGUCCAAAGAGGAGUACAAAGCUAUAGUGCGGAGAAUUAAAUCUGAGACGGCUUUAGUCCUGUUGAUAGUGGAUCUUCUGGAUGUUCCAGACUCCAUCAUCCCAGAUCUUCCAGAGCUUGUUGGGACUAAUAAGCACAUUGUGAUUUUAGGGAAUAAAAUCGACCUGCUGCCUGGAGAUGCAGAGAAUUAUCUGCAGCGCAUCAAACGUCAGCUGGCGGCCUACUGUGCCAGCAUGGGUAUUCCAAACAAAGAUCCUAAAAACAUCCAUCUUAUUAGUGCCAAAACCGGAUAUGGAAUAGAAAACCUUAUUUCCACACUACAGUCCACCUGGAAGUAUAAGGGUGAUGUUUAUUUGGUUGGCACUGCUAAUGCUGGGAAAUCCACAUUGUUCAAUACGCUGCUAGAGUCUGAUUAUUGCAAAUCCAGAGCUUCGGAUGUCAUCCAUAAAGCUACUAUAUCUCCAUGGCCUGGAACAACAUUAAACCUGCUGAAGUUCCCCAUCAUUAACCCGACCCCCUAUCGUAUGCUGAAAAGGGCGGAGAGACUUAAACAGACGUCUCUUCUGACAGAGGAAGACAUGAACCCUCUGGAACUAAAGAGAAUCAAACAGUUUAGCAAGCAGGGAUACUUGGUCGGUCACAUCGGGAGGACGUUCCGAUCGGAUCAGUCUCAUAAGAAAACUCUUGUGGAGUUUGAUCCUGACAGUCUGAGCUUUGGUGAAGAUCCAGAAGAGGACAAUAAAAAGUUUGUGUCCGUGGAUUCCCACACAGACACAGAAUUCACCUAUAAUGAAAUUAAAGAUGCUCAUUGGUUCUACGACACCCCGGGAAUCAUGAAAGAACGUGAUGUUCUCAAUCUGUUAAAUGACCAAGAGGUGAAGUUGGUGGUACCUACUCAGGCCAUUACUUCAAGAACAUUUAUCUUAAAGCCUGGUAUGGUCUUAUUUUUGGGAGCUUUGGCACGCAUCGAUUAUUUGGAGGGGAAAAACUCAUGCUGGUUAACAGUUGUGGCAUCGUCUCGAGUCCCGGUUCACAUCACAAGUUUGGAUAAAGCUGACGAAAUCUACCAGAAACAUGCUGGGAAUAUUCUUCUUGCGGUCCCAUCAGGUGGCAAGGAGCGCAUGAAGGAAUUUCCACCGCUUAUUGCUCAAGACUUUGAACUCCAGGGGCAGGGCUGCAACACAGCCAUUACUGAUAUCAAACUUUCAUCAGCAGGUUGGGUUGCUGUGACUGCAGCAGAAGGAGAUCAUCUGUUACUGAGAGCUCACGCCCCUGACGAGGCAGGACUGUGUCUGCGCACCCCGCCUUUACUGCCCCACAUCAUCAAUCUGAAAGGAGAACGAAUCAAAAAGACUCCUGCCUACAAGAACAAAAAACCACAGGCGCUGGUGGACACUGGCCUUUCUGCAAGAGCAGCUGAAAGACUCAAAGUUAGAACAAAAAAAAGGAAACAUUGAAAGCACAACGGCCAAAUGCUUGCGCUCUUAAAAAAAAAAGGUGCUAAAAAGGUUCUUCACUUAAUAAUUUUGGUUUAAAGUUUUUUAAUUUACUCUCAUGUUUAUUUGCUUUGCUGAACACAAAAAAAGAUUACUUUGGGUGAACUAUCCCUUUAAAUAACCAUUUCUUUUAUACAUUUUUAUAAUUUAAAGAACCAUGAAUGUGAAGAAACUUUUGUGAAAGGUUCUUCAGAUGUUAAAGGUUCUUAUGGAACCAUUCAGCCAAAAAAUAGUUCUUCUCUGGCAUCAUCAAG
This is a messenger RNA of Paramisgurnus dabryanus, 2577 nucleotides long. It is a transcript of the gene noa1, whose product is annotated as nitric oxide associated 1. NCBI's taxonomy places the organism in Eukaryota, Metazoa, Chordata, Actinopteri, Cypriniformes, Cobitidae. Gene Ontology annotation, molecular function: GTP binding. The record is from RefSeq and is a predicted model, not a curated record.